CAUUACGAAAAUUAAGCACAAAAAUCAGCGUUAGAUGGAUUCUGUUUUGUUUUUUCCCUUGAACAACAUGUUAACAUGUCGACUCCGCGAGUAGGGAGAGUGAAGGAGACGAAGAAGGCAGCACCAGCAGCCUCAAAGCACAACUCCACACGUACCCACUGCCCCUACAACUGCCCGCACUUCUUGCUUUAGACUCGCCACCUCUCUCUCUAUCUCAAGAUCUACCAGAUUUCAAAGCAUGCCAUGUUCGUCUGUACGAUGACGUUUUCUUCCUUCUGUCUUCUUCUUCGUCAUCCCAGAGUUGAUCUUCAUGUUUUUUCGUGAUUCUAAGCUUUGCCCAUUUCAGGAGAAUCACAAUACAUGGCAUGCAUGAGGCUGGGUUCUAAAUCCGAAGCAUUUCAUCUCGAAGGUCAAGCUUGGUACUGCACCAGUGGGCUUCCCAGCGAUGUCACCAUUGAAGUUGGAGAGAUGUCUUUUCAUCUCCACAAGUUUCCAUUGCUUUCUAGAAGCGGGCUGUUAGGAAAGCUUAUUGAAGAGUUUUCCUGUGAGGAUGGAUCAGGGUGUCUUUUGCAGCUUCAUGAUGUGCCUGGUGGAGCUAAAGCAUUUGAGCUUAUAGCCAAAUUUUGCUAUGGUGUUAAAAUAGAGCUCAGUGCUUUGAAUGUAGUCAGCCUUAGAUGUGCAGCAGAGUAUCUCCUAAUGACUGAAGAUUAUGGAGAAGUAAACCUAAUCUCACAAACAGAAGGCUUCUUUAAUGAAGUUUUCGGUGAUUGGACGGACACCAUAAAAGCUCUUGAAACAUGUGAAGAAGUUCAAUCAUAUGCAGAAGAGCUCCACAUUAUUUCAAGAUGCCUAGAUUCCUUGGCCAUGAAAGCUUGCUGUGCAGACCCAAACUUAUUCAAUUGGACUGUAUCUGGAUCCAGUAGCAAGCGGAACGCAGCAGGCAGUGUCAUGUGGAAUGGUAUAUCUUCUGAAAAUAAACCAAACCCUCUUGGGGAUGAUUGGUGGUUUGAGGAUGUCUCAUUUCUUAGCUUGCCCCUAUAUAAACGGCUGAUUUUAGCUGUGCAAUCAAAAGGCAUGAAGCCUGAGAAUAUUGCUGCUUCCCUCAUAUACUAUGCUAGGAGGUAUCUUCCCUUGAUGAAUAGGCAAUCAAGCUUCAAUGAUGCAAAUAAUGUCAAUCCAGGGCCAACCAUUUGUACCAAUUCAGAGGCAGAUCAAAGGACUCUACUUGAAGAGAUUGUAGGGCUGCUUCCUAAUAAGAAGGGAGUCAUAUCCACCAAGUUUCUGCUUAGGCUACUCCGCACGGCUAUGAUCUUACAUGCAAGUUCCUCAUGCAGAGAAAAUUUGGAGAAAAGGGUUGGAACCCAGUUGGACCAAGCUGUGCUUGUAGAUCUUCUCAUACCAAAUAUGGGUUACUCAAUAGAAACCCUGUAUGAUAUAGACUGUGUUCAGAGGAUUGUUGAUCAUUUCAUGUCACUAAAUCAGGCACCUGCACCUUCUUCUCCAAGCAUAAUUGAAGAGGGCCAAUUGAUGAGUGGGACAGAUGCUCUGACACCUAUUACUAUGGUGUCUGGUCUGCUGGAUGGAUAUCUUGCUGAGGUGGCACCAGAUGUUAAUUUGAAGUUGCCAAAGUUUCAGGCGCUGGCUGCUGUUAUCCCUGAUUAUGCCCGGCCACUUGAAGAUGGCAUUUAUCAUGCAAUUGAUAUAUACCUGAAGGCACAUCCUUGGCUAACAGAUUCUGAGAGGGAGCAACUCUGUCGACUUAUGAACUGCCAGAAGCUCUCUCUGGAAGCCAGCACCCAUGCAGCCCAGAAUGAGAGGCUACCUCUUCGAGUAAUUGUGCAAGUUCUCUUCUUCGAACAGCUUCGACUCCGGACAUCAAUUUCAGGUUGGUUUUUUGUUUCUGACAAUCUUGAGAACUCUCAAAAUCCCAGUGGAAACCUCGAGCUUCCCAAAAAUGAUGUGUCGCGUCAAGUGGACCUUGUACAAGACAGAGUAGUGGGUGUUGAGAACAUGAAGGAACGUGUUUUGGAGCUUGAAAAGGAGUGUUCAAGCAUGAGGAGGGAACUUCACAAGUUGGCUAAAACAAAGAAAAGUUGGUGCAUUCUUCCUAAAAAGUUAGGUUUUGGGAGAAGGUCACCGCCUUGCAAUUCAAAAGAAUCAUAGUUCUGCUAUUUAAAGGCACCAGCAUUAUCAAUGAAUGGACAAAAAAAGAACACGAAAAUGGUGAGGUGGCUCAUAUGGAUUUCGAAGGUCCAACUGGAUAUAUAAAUCUUUUUUGUACCUGUAUUUUAACUUCUUUUUCUAUUUGUUGAAAGCCAGAUAGCUGCCAUAGUGCCAUUCUUUUAUCUGUGGUGUAGGCAAUGAUCAAAUUGCUGUGUUGUUUAGGAUUUAGGUUGUAAGUCGAUCCAUUUAUUAAAUUAUUCUAAUUUACUUGAAAUGACAACAUUGCUAAGCUUGUGAGCUAUUUAUGAAUAAAUGUUUAUGGAAGAAACAUAUGCUCCAAAAAGUGGAGUAGCUGGGUCAGGACUUCUUGUGGCAUUCAU
Messenger RNA from Corylus avellana, 2543 nucleotides. Its product is annotated as Phototropic-responsive NPH3 family protein. NCBI's taxonomy places the organism in Eukaryota, Viridiplantae, Streptophyta, Magnoliopsida, Fagales, Betulaceae. The record is from RefSeq and is a predicted model, not a curated record. Gene Ontology annotation, molecular function: protein binding.